Messenger RNA from Aplysia californica (California sea hare), 607 nucleotides. RefSeq names its product 60S ribosomal protein L13a. Lineage: Eukaryota; Metazoa; Mollusca; Gastropoda; Aplysiida; Aplysiidae. Gene Ontology annotation, cellular component: cytosolic large ribosomal subunit; ribosome. Gene Ontology annotation, molecular function: structural constituent of ribosome; mRNA binding. Gene Ontology annotation, biological process: translation; negative regulation of translation. The record is from RefSeq and is a predicted model, not a curated record.
UGAAAAAAAUCCUUUUCCGGUUGGACUCCCUUCUCCCUCGUGGAAACCCCUCUCAACUUCCUUUUCUGAAGUGAACAUGGGUUACACUAACCAGCCCAUUGUCAUUGACGGCAGGGGCCACCUUUUGGGUCGGCUCGCUGCUCUGGUCGCGAAAACGCUCUUGCAAGGUCAAAGAGUGGUUGUCGUGAGAUGUGAAGGCAUUAACAUCUCUGGAAACUUUUACCGCAACAAGUGCAUGCUGCCCCACAAGACUACCCAUGGAAAAGAAGCCCUUGGUCGUCUGAAGGUGUUUGAAGGCAUCCCUCCCCCAUAUGAUAAGAAGAAGCGUAUGGUGGUCCCUUCUGCUCUCAGGGUGGUCAAAAUGCACCCAACAAGGAAGUUCUGCAGCCUGGACCGUCUGUCCCAUGAGGUUGGCUGGAAAUACCAAGGGGUUGUGGCCACCCUUGAAGCAAAGAGGAAGGUGAAGUCCAGGGAGUUCUACGACAGGAAGAAGCAGAUGCUGAAACUGAGAGAACAAGCCAGGAAAAACGUCGCCAAGAAAAUUGCACCCUACCAGAAAACAAUGACCGAGUUGGGUUAUUAAAGUUUCUGUUCAUAAAUUAUGUCA